ACUACCACGGCGUCGAUGGCCGUGCAUGUUGAGGGCGCCGAAUAUGCAAAUAUGCACCUCGGGUCGGAUUUCACCGUGUACAACUGUAGUUCACACUUCCAUCACAUUGCACCUUGUUCACACACUCACUUCUCACACUUUCGCCUGCAACCAGGGUUCUCUAUGUUGUCACCUGCGAAACUCGCACAUUUGCUUGCGCCCAAGGCUCUAUCUUUCGACCCACUGGCACUGGUGUCUUGUAUCAUGCUAUAUAUUCUGCUGUGUUGGCUCAUUUCAUCCUCGAUCCUUGACCUGGCUGCUGCAGGGUAUGUGGGUGGAAGUAUCGUACUUUCCCCUGGAGUUACGUCUGGUCUGUUUGCGGGAUUCAAAGGUUUUUCGUCCAAGUCGGCGCUGCCCGGAGCAACCGGGGAAUCAAAGACGUUCGGCUCGUCAACUUCAGCACCGCUGUCGUCUCUGGGAAUGACAUCUGCUAGUUUGGCAUCGUUGGCCCCUGCUAAGCCGGCCUCGUCUGUAGCACAUGCUGCCGCACCAGUGUCAUCUCAGUCUGCGUCCUUGUCGACCAAGAAUGCGCUGACACAGGACGAGUAUGAAGCGCGCCUGUCCGCUCUGAACACCUCUUUCGUCAACUGGAUCCAGAAGCAUCACGAGCAAGAUCCGCUGGCCGACUUUACACCAACAUUCGACGACUACAAGAAACAUCUGGCCAAGCUGGACGCACAGCUGCAAACCAAAGCUGCAGCGGCUGGUACUGCAAAGCCGGCGUUCACGGUGGCUUCAGUCGCUCCUGCCUCGAGCAUCAGCAGCAGUAGCGGCGGUGGCAGAAGUAUCGGUGGUGUGGGCCUAGGCCUGACCCGCAGCACGGAUAGCGCUGCCGCUGCAACCAACGGUGGCAGUAUUGUUGUGGGUAGUAGUUCAAGCAUCUCAUUGUCAACGUCCAAAUCCGACACGCCCUCGAAGCUCGUCACGUUCGCACCGAUCAAGGCCGAUUCCGACACGACCGCUUCCUCGUCAACGUCCAGCUCCACGGCCACCGGUGGUCUGUUUGCGUUCACGGCCGGUGGGUCUUCUCUGUCGUCGGCAGUUAGUGUGCCGCCAUCGUCCUCGACUUCCUCCGCAUCGUCUUCAACGGCAUCGCCAUCGUCGUCCACUAUCGGUUCUGGUCUGAAGCUAGCGUCCUCGGGCAUCACUUUCCCCACAUCCAUUCUAAAGAGUUCAGCUAACACGUCAUCGGCCAGCUCCAGCCUGAUGAAUCUGCCUCCGGCUACUUCUGUCACCUCCGGAUUCUUCAGUGGCCUGGUCUCAUCAUCAUCAUCGUCCGCAAGCGCCAGUGGUAGCAGUUCUACCAUUGGCUCUGGGAUUGGCUCUGGCCUCCUGUCUGGUAGCCUCGGUGGUGGAGCAAGUUCCAUCCCAUCAUUCCUGCUCACCGGCAAGAAAGCUGACAAUGAAGUUGUGGCUGCAGGUGGCUGUGGUGGGGACGAUGACGAAAACCCAGACAUCGAGAAGGACGACAUGAAGCCCCAGGAGUUUGACCAGGAUGCUGAUGUACUGUACUCAACGCGCGCUAAGCUGUUCUACAAGAAGGAAGACGGUUUUUCGGAGCUUGGGCUUGGCAUGUUCAAGAUCAUCAACAUGGAUGGCAAGACACAACUGCUUAUGCGCAACUUCACGCGCCUGGGCACGAUUCUGCUCAACGUGAUGCUGGGUGCGAGCACGCCGGUGACGCUGAACAAGAACAAUAUCAUGCUGGUCACCAUGCCCAAUCCACCGCUAAACAUCAAGAACAGCGAUAAUGCCACCGCCACCUACCUGAUCCGCGUGAAGACGGCGCAAGACGCCGGAACGCUGCACCAGAAGAUCACCGAGCGCAAAGUGUAACGACUGCAGCCUCUGCAUGCAUGCUGCAGCAUCACCUCGUGGCCAUCCGUCUACUCCGAUGCAAAUCGACUAACGCUUCCCACCAUCUUACCAACGCUGCCUGCGUGUCGUGAGUACUCUCUCCGCCUUUCAGCGCGUUUGUAAGACAUUAUUUUUAUUGCUGUUGACAGGAAGCUUUCUUGACGAAUUCAUGCGGGGGUUGUUUCUUCUCCCCUGCUCAACCUCUUCGUCUGUUCGUUUUCGUUCUUUCUAUCUUUCUUCUUCAACUGCCCUCCGUCUUGCUAUGCAAGACUGUCCUGUCCGAGUCGUGUGUCUUUGUUUGAAUUACCAGAAUACUUUUAUGAUGGUUACAACUGCGUGCAACGUUGUCCUAGUUUGCAGUCAUUGGAAUCUUUUAGUGUGCUAUGCACAUUUCCUUGUAUUGGUUUGUAUGGAGCUGCUGCUUUGACCGUUGCCUGUUGAUGGCAUUCUCAUUUUUGGCUACUGCUAGCUUCUAGCAUGAGACUGA
Sycon ciliatum is the source of this 2383-nucleotide messenger RNA. Its product is annotated as nuclear pore complex protein Nup50-like. Lineage: Eukaryota; Metazoa; Porifera; Calcarea; Leucosolenida; Sycettidae. The coding region runs from base 16 to 1875 and encodes 619 amino acids. The transcript is spliced from 6 exons. Gene Ontology annotation, cellular component: nuclear pore. The record is from RefSeq and is a predicted model, not a curated record. Gene Ontology annotation, biological process: intracellular transport.